Messenger RNA from Sporisorium graminicola, 1350 nucleotides. RefSeq lists its product as uncharacterized. The coding region runs from base 1 to 1350 and encodes 449 amino acids. Gene Ontology annotation, cellular component: cytosol; nucleus. Lineage: Eukaryota; Fungi; Basidiomycota; Ustilaginomycetes; Ustilaginales; Ustilaginaceae. Gene Ontology annotation, molecular function: protein-N-terminal glutamine amidohydrolase activity; protein-N-terminal asparagine amidohydrolase activity. The record is from RefSeq and is a predicted model, not a curated record. The transcript has a single exon.
AUGAUCGACACCGCUUCUACCCAGAGCGGUUCGCCGAGCUCGAUGGGCGACAAGCGUCGCAAGUCACUGUCGGAGACUAUACGGGCGAGGUUGUCUCGAUCCCAGUCGUCCGAAAUCUACGGCGCCAGGACUUCCGAUAGCAGCGGGUGUAGCGUAGGCGGCACGCCGCCUGUCCCGCCGGUGCCGCGAUCCUACUCGAUGAACACUAUCGCCCUCUCCAACACCAUAUCGCCCUCUUCGCUCGCCACUGUAGGCCCAGACGAACUGAAUGCAGCCUGGACAUCGAUCGACCCACCCGCGUUCCCCGCCAGCCCGCAGUACACAGCCUUCUACUGCGAGGAAAACGUCUACCUGCUCGCCCGCCACCUCUCAGCCCACCUCUCCGCCACCAACGCUGCUGCGCACAACAUCGCACGUCAGCAAGCCAGGACCCGCACAUCCGCGCACACUCAGCGAUCGGUCUUCGUACCCGUAUGGGACGUGCACGUUUUGUUCAUCAGCAACUCUACCAAGACCGUGCUGCUGUACGCGCAGUCUGCGUCCAAGCUGCCCAGUGCGGGUUCGCCGGUGAUCUGGGACUACCAUGUGGUCGCUGUGGCCACGUGCCAUUUGGUCCCCCUGCACGAGCUGCGGCUGGCUGCGGACGACGAAGGAAUCAAAGUGCCGGCUGUCCAGGCGAGCAGGAGCUGGGUGUACGACUUCGACACCCUCCUCUCCCGCCCCACGCCUCAGCCGGUUCCUUGGGGCGAGUACAACACGCACACAUUCCACCCGGACGCCAUCCACUCCAAUACGAUCCCACCGCACUUCCGGCCCGUGUUCCGCUGUGUACCGGCGCACGACUUUUUGCGCUUCUUUGCGAGCGACCGCAGCCACAUGCUCCUCACCACGCCUGCGGGCAACACGUGGCACUCCCCGCCUCCCCCCUGGCCGCCCAUCGUCGGCGCAGAGGCGAGAAACGAGGGCUGCGCGAACAACCUGAUGAACAAGUACGUUGACGUAAACAGCGAUGACGGGAGCCUGGGGAGAUACGGGCUCGUUGAGCAAGCCGAGGAGUGGUUGCUGAGGGACACGCCGCCGAUCACGGGGGGAUUGGGCCGCUCAAUCGUCGGUGAUGCGGGCGCAUUAGACGUGAUGUUUGCUCAACAGCCCGCUGAUGUAGGCUUGGGACAACAGGUGACGGCUGGACCAGUCUUCGACGAGAGAAGGGAAGUGCGAGGAGAAGGCACAAACGGCGGACCUAUAGGCGGACGCAUCUCGUCCCCUCUCUUUCCAGCGUACCUUCACACCUCGCAACAGCAUCGUGCUGCUGCUGCUGCUGCUUCUCGACCAGCUUCUUCAACAAUGUAG